GACCACACAGUCUGAUAGUUUAUAUAUCAAUGAUGAAAUCUUAACAUUGCAACACAUGCCAAUACGGCCGGGUUAACUUAUAAAGUGCCAUUUUAAAUUUCGCGCCGAAAUAUCCUGCUGAAAACGUUUCGGUAUGAUGGCGCCUGCGCGUGACGUCACGGAUUGUAGAGCACAUUUUGGGACAGCACGGUGGCCAGCUAUUAAGUCGUCUGUUUUCAUUGCAAAAUUCCACAGUAUUCUGGACAUCUGUGUUGGUGAAUCUUUGAACAAUGGAGACAGCAAAGAAGAAAGCUGUAGUUUGUAUUGCGGCCGGCUGCAGCAACACAAACACAGACGGUGUUACAUUGUUUUCAUUCCCGAAAGAUGACAGUCAAGCUUUACGAUGGAACAGAGAGGUCAAGCGAACACGGUUGGAUUGGACCACACACACAGAAAGUCCAGUGUAUUAUGCAGCAAUCAUUUCGAAAGAUCGUGUUUCGAAGAGGGUCCCUUGCUUAGGGCAGAGAUGGGCAUCGCCACCCCCCGUCGACUGGUGCUGAAGAAAGGGGCGGUGCCAACUAUUUUCAACAGACCAUGGCCAGACAUCAGUGGCAGUGUCACUGUCAGUGCUCCCAGUGCCAGUGCUUCGACAAGUUCAGACCACCCCACCCCCUCCUCAAGUGGACAGACCGUGCACAUGAGGUCUGCAUUUGCCAAAAGGGAAAGGAAGAGGACAAUAGAUCAGAUCAUGGCCAGUACGACUACGGCAUCAGUGGCGGAUGCGGUGGAUGAACCAAUGGCAAUGGCACUGGAUUUGCCUGAUGAGGAGGGCCAUCAACAUCAGCUGUUUCUCCAUUACCAGGGAAAUACAAUAGAACAAGGAUGCCAGACGAACUGGGUAGCGAUUGGGACAGCACCAACGGCAAUGACUAGUAGCAAGAGCACCCAAACAGGGAAAGUACAUCAUAGAUCAAAGGAACACCAGGUGACCCCAGAGAUCCUCGAGAGGGUUAGAGCUCGGCCAGCCAGGGUUUGUGAAGUCCCAUCGUCAAGUGUGGCAGCUCCAUCUGACAGCCCCGAGAUGCAGCCCAACAUAGCAACUCCAGACGUCCAGCAGCUGAUCUGUAAUCCAGAAGAAGUUUCCCCUCAGUUAGGGGGGAGCUCCACUUUGAAGCAGGAGACUCCACAACCACCCUGCAUUAAAAAGGAAGAGGAGGAACUCUGCAUCACUCAGGAGGGAGAGUGUCUUCUAGGACGAGAGGAAGCUGAUUACACCAAGUUUCUACUGAGUAUUCUCUCUGUGAAGGAGACUCCACAACCACCCUACAUUAAAAAGGAAGAGGAGGAACUCUGCAUCACUCAGGAGGGAGAGUGUCUUCUAGGACGAGAGGAAGCUGAUUACACCAAGUUUCCACUGAGUAUUCUCUCUGUGAAGACUGAAGAUGAUGAAGAGAAACCAAAAGUAGACAACCUCUUAGCUCCACUAUCAGAUAGUGAGGCUGAAGACGAGAUUGAAGUAACUUUGAGCAGCGAUACAGACUGUGAAGGUGAUAUGAGGACUCACACUGACAACAAACACUCUGAAUGCUCUACAAAGAAGAGAGGUAAAACAUGUUUGAGCUGCUCAGUUUGUGCUGAAAGUUUUACUAAAAAGAGCAGUUUGACUCUACACAUGAGAACACACACAGGUGAAAAACCCUUUAAUUGUUCAGUUUGUGGCAACAGCUUUUCUGGAAAUGGCUCAUUGACUCAACACAUGAGAACACACACAGGUGAAAAAACAUUUAAGUGUUCAGUUUGUGGCAACAGCUUUUCUCAAAAUAGAAAGUUGACUCGACACAUGAGAACACACACAGGUAAAAAACCCUUUAAUUGUUCAGUUUGUGACAAAAGCUUUUUUAAUAAGAGCAUUUUGACUCAACACAUGAGAACGCACACAGGUGAAAAAACAUUUAAGUGUUCAGUUUGUGGCAAACGCUUUUUUAAUAAGAGCAUUUUGACUCAACACAUGAGAACACACACAGGUGAAAAACCCUUUAAUUGUUCAGUUUGUGGCAACAGCUUUUCUAUUAAGAGCAUUUUGACUCGACACAUGAGAACACACACAGGUGAAAAAACAUUAAAGUGUUCAGUUUGUGGCAAAAGCUUUUAUUUUAAGAGCAUUUUGACUAAACACAUGAGAACACACACAGGUGAAAAACCCUUCAAUUGUUCAGUUUGUGGCAAAAGCUUUUCUCAAAAUAGCAAUUUGACUCAACACAUGAGAACGCACACAGGUGAAAAAACAUUUAAGUGUUCAGUUUGUGGCAAACGCUUUUUUAAUAAGAGCAUUUUGACUCAACACAUGAGAACACACACAGGUGAAAAACCCUUUAAUUGUUCAGUUUGUGGCAACAGCUUUUCUAUUAAGAGCAUUUUGACUCGACACAUGAGAACACACACAGGUGAAAAAACAUUAAAGUGUUCAGUUUGUGGCAAAAGCUUUUAUUUUAAGAGCAUUUUGACUAAACACAUGAGAACACACACAGGUGAAAAACCAUUUAGUUGUUCAGUUUGUGGCAAAAGCUUUUCUAUUAAGAGCAAUUUGACUCCACACAUGAGAACACACACAGGUGAAAAAACAUUUAAGUGUUCAGUUUGUAGCAAAAGCUUUUCUUUUAAGAGCAGUUUGACUAAACACAUGAGAACACACACAGGUGAAAAACCCUUUAAUUGUUCAGUUUGUGGCAACAGCUUUUCCCAAAAUAGCCAUUUGACUAAACACAUGACAACACACACUGGUGAAAAAACAUUUAAGUGUUCAGUUUGUGGCAAAAGCUUUUCUAUUAAGAGCAGUUUGACUAAACACAUGAGGACACACACAGGUGAAAAACCCUUUAAUUGUUCAGUUUGUGGCAACAGCUUUUCUCAAAAUAGCCAUUUGACUCGACACAUGAGAACACACACAGGAGAAAAAACAUUUACCUGUUCGGUUUGUGGCAAAAGCUUUCCUCAUAACAGCUCUUUGUGGCGACACAUGAGAACACACGCUGGAGAAAAACCAUUUAGUUGUUCAGUGUGCUGUAAAAGGUUCCCACAUAAUGCAGACGCAGUAAAACACAUAAGAACACACAAGGGAAAAUAACCAAUUAGCUGUUUAGUUUGUGGUAUGUUGCUCAUAUGUGGUGACAUCCACCCUACCCAGGACCUCCUCACUGCUUCUUUCACAAAUAUCUGAGGUAUUCAUACAAACUUGGAUUAUUUGGAGCAUAAUCUUAUCCACUCAUGACCCCAUGUCUUCUCUGUAUCUGAAACAUUGCUGAACAGUAAGAUAGAUGAUGCUUCAAGUGCUUGGUUACUCCUUCUUCAGCCCAGGGACCUCAUGUGUCAAGUUUGUGCACGCUCAAAAACCUGCACUACACCCUUUUUCACUGCAAAGUUGAGAUGUAUCAAAACUGACGUUGACGCAUAAGUGAUGCUGGGUAACUGUUUGCAUAACCAAGUGCCAACUUUUACUCCUCAGACUGGUUGAUGUGCAAAUCAGAGACUAAUGAACAAUUAACCCCCAACACCCACAACCCAACCCCCACCUCCCUCGACAUUCGGGCAUAACAGGUUCAAUCCGGCCCGCGAGAUGAGUUUGCAAAGUGUAAAAUUCAGCUGUAUUUUUAAUGAAAGAAACUGCUGUUCUAAAUGUGUCCACUGGAUGUCACAAUAGCAAUUCUGUUAGGCAAGCAAAUAGCAUAGCAAGUAUACCAAGCAAGAGGUAGACGGUAAAGCGGGGCUGUGACUCCUCCCCCUCCACCCAAUGUAAAACAGGAGUAAAAUAAGCAAUCAGUAACCCCACUUAAAAUGCAGCAUGAGACACUGCACACUGAUAUAGUUCUGUGAAAAUGAUUGUCUUCUGUGCAAAUGUAAAGAAAGUGAACAAUGUGUGAUUUACUGCAAUACUGUCAGUCUUUUCACUUUUUAUUUGUGCUUUGUUGAAAUUGUUCACAGAUUGCACAGCUUUUAUUUUUCUAUCAAUACACAUUAUGUCUGUCAGACAGGAAGUAACUCAACACUCUUGAAAAGUUUCUACCUCAGUUUGUAUGGUUUGUUGAGUUAGCACACGAUUAAUAUGUGGAAAUGACAAAUGAGGUAGUUGAUAGAAAGAAUAGUUUUUAUUCAUGCUUUAUUUUGUUUUUUGUUCAAUCUUAGAUGGGUUGAGACUUAAAGUUUAAUAGAAACACUGAGAUUAAGUUUAAGUUCAUUGCGUUCUUUAAGGUGUUUUUGAAAAUGCACCAUUUUUUUCCCUCAGAAUUUUUAACUAACUUGAAGUGUUUUGUCAAGAGGAUUAUUUGUGAUGUGUACAUUUUCCGAAUGUGAUCGUUCUAUUUU
Messenger RNA from Entelurus aequoreus (snake pipefish), 4338 nucleotides. Its product is annotated as oocyte zinc finger protein XlCOF6-like. NCBI's taxonomy places the organism in Eukaryota, Metazoa, Chordata, Actinopteri, Syngnathiformes, Syngnathidae. Bases 383 to 3103 code for a protein of 906 amino acids. Gene Ontology annotation, molecular function: DNA-binding transcription factor activity, RNA polymerase II-specific; RNA polymerase II cis-regulatory region sequence-specific DNA binding. Gene Ontology annotation, biological process: regulation of transcription by RNA polymerase II. Gene Ontology annotation, cellular component: nucleus. The record is from RefSeq and is a predicted model, not a curated record. The transcript is spliced from 5 exons.